AUGGACCCUCCCAGGAGCAGCGGCACCCCAGGGGUCCUCUUAGGGGCGGUGGCGCGCCCAGCGGCCCUGCCAAGAGCAGCCGUGCCCCCAGGGGCCCUCCUUAGGGGUGGCGCCAUCCCCAGGGGCCCUGACAGGGGCGGCGGAGACCUUUCCAGGCACGGCGCGAGCCUUGUCAGGGGCCCUCACAAAAGCGGCGGUGCUUCCAGGGGCCUUCCUGAGGGUUGCGACGCCCCCAGGUGCCCUCCCAGGUGCGGAGGCACCACUACGGGUCCUCACAGGGACGACGGGCCUCUGGGAUCGCCACUGCCCUUGGGAGGGCUUUUGGGGGCGUCGCCAGCCCUGGGAGGGCCCCUAAGAGCGCCGUUGUCCCUGGGAGGGUCCCUUGGGGCGGCACCGCUCCUGGGAGGGCUAUUGGAGGCGUCGCUGCCUCUGGGAGGGCCCCUAAGGUUGCCACCGUCUCUUGGAGGGCCUCCGCUGUCCCUGAGAGGACCCCUGGGUGCUCUGCCACCCAUUGAAAGGCCCAGAAGGGCGCCGUGGCCCUUGGGAGGGUCCCUAGAACUGCCGCCGCUCCUGGAAGAAUCCCUGGGAGGGCCACUGGGGGCGCCACGGCCUCUGAAAGGGGCCUUGAGGAAGCCACUGCCCAUAGGACGUCACCUGGGGGUGCCGCUGUCCCUGAGAUGGCCCCAGUAG
Molecule: messenger RNA, 690 nt
Organism: Homarus americanus (American lobster)
Lineage: Eukaryota; Metazoa; Arthropoda; Malacostraca; Decapoda; Nephropidae
Product: MAGE-like protein 2
Exons: 2
Coding region: 1-690 (229 amino acids)
Source: RefSeq, a predicted model, not a curated record